GACAAUGUAUUGUUCUGUUCAAUUUUAGGUUGAUGUUGCAUGGCCUGUUCGAUAUUUGAUUAACAAAGGAUUGACGACAAGAAGCGAGAACAAAGAUUGGGAAUAAAAUUGACACUAGCUCCAAGACAAAACGACAAAAACAAGUCACCUUCAUUUCAAAAAGAUGCUGAGAUACGAAAGUGAAACAACCUUCUGAAAAUGGCCAGUUUUCUGAAGCCAGAUUCCGACCAAUAUCACCAGCCAUCUGCAUACUAUGAACCCUAUUCAAUACAACAGGGUACAUCGUAUGAAGAAUCCAGCUUAGAACUUCUAGCUCCAAGAAUCAGCAUAGAAUCAACUGCAGCGACCGAAGCGACGACAAACGAAAGUGAUUCUUGCGAGAGCACAUCAAGUUAUCUUUCUAGCAUUGACAGUGAAGAUUUGGCUCUGGAGGAAGUUGAUUCAAUUCUCAAAGAAGCGUCAAAACCCGAAAAUGGAAAUCAACACGUUGAAUUCAAGUAUACAACUAUAACACAAGCUUGCAUCCCGAAGAUAGCGGAGUUUAUAAAAAAACGAAGUGAGCUUACCGGAAUAGUGUUUCGGAAGUGCAGCUUUGAUAGCAACGCAAUGAAAGAUCUCUACGAUUACGUAAAAGUCACAAGUUGCAAGAUCAGGCACUUUGACAUAAGCUGCAACAGGAAAAUGAGGCCGGAGAAUCUCCAAUAUGUGGCCCGCAUACUCGUCCACUGCAAAACUGAAAGUGUUAAUUUGAGCGAAUGCGACUUCACGGGGGAAGAGAUGAAAUUAUUACAUAAAAAUCUGAAAGGGGGAUCAGUGACUUCUAUUCAAUACAAUCGAAUCAAAAAUUUUACUCCCGAGAUUGCGAUAGUGUUUUGUGAAUUAUUACGCGGAUUGCAAAUCAAAUGUGCGCAGAUUAUUGAAUGUGGACUUACACCAAAACAUUUGCUCGCGAUUCACCAAGUUUUUGUAAAGAAAAAAAAAUCCGAAGAAAAAGAGAGAUUCAAAAUGGAAAAGAUUGUUCUGAGUCAGAAUAAUGAACUUGUUGAUAUUGGCAUACCGACUCUCCAGCGUUUGAACAAAGACCCGAAUUCUGAAUUUUCAUCAGUCUCUUUAUAUGAAUGUGGCACAAAUGAAAACCUCAAUAAUUUUGCAAAUGGAUUGUAUAAGAAGGGAAACAACGAUAAAGAAGAAGAGAAAUUUGAAAUGGAACAGAUCGAUCUGAGCCAGAAUAAAGCACUUGGUGAUCAUGGCAUAACGACUCUUCAGCGUUUGAUCCAAUACCUGAAUUUUUCAUCAGUCUCUUUAUGUGGAUGUGGCAUAAAUGGAAACCUCAAAAAUUUUGCAAAUGGAUUGUAUAAAAAGUUGACAAUGCUUGAUCUCAGCUACAACGCACUCAGUAUGUCUGACCUUGAAGAAGUUAAGCUUCUUAUAUCGCAAGCAAAUUUCAAACGCCUGGGACUGGCAGGAUGCGAACUCAACGCAGAAAGAGUCCAGAUAUUGAUCCCAGAAAUUCCAUCAAACGAGAAACCAGAAUUAAAGAUCGAGUCUCUCGAUGUUCAUGACAACAUGAAUCUCGGCGACGCAGGUUGGUCUGCCGUUGGAGAACUGUCGAAGGUGUACUCAUUAGAACAUCUUAAUAUCGAAAAUUGCGAUGCCUCUGACACGAGUAUCACGUGCCUCACAAAGGAAUUGAAAACUCAUAAAGUAUGUUAA
Messenger RNA from Styela clava, 1713 nucleotides. The record is from RefSeq and is a predicted model, not a curated record. NCBI's taxonomy places the organism in Eukaryota, Metazoa, Chordata, Ascidiacea, Stolidobranchia, Styelidae.